AAUCCCAAUCUAUUACUUGUUUAACAUAUAUAACUUGAGCGAGAAGAAGAAGAAGAAGAAUGGCUACCAUUGCAAUGGAUCCAAGUUUAAGCCUACAGAUUGGGAGAGGCUCAAAUCAACAUGGAGCUGUGCCUGUGAAAGAAGAAAUUCAAGGGCUGAUUAAAGUGUACAAAGAUGGACAUGUGGAAAGACCACAGAUUGUCCCAUAUGUUACCCGAGCAUUGCCUCCGGAGUUGGGUGUGACAACGAAAGACUUUGUCAUCGACAACUUCACAAAUGUUUGGGCACGUUUUUAUGUUCCAAAGUCAAACUGGAAGCUCCCUUUGGUGGUUUACUUCCAUGGGGGAGGGUUUUGUGUUGGCUCUGCUGCUUGGAGUUGCUACCACGAGUUUCUAGGAAAACUAGCCGCCAAAGCUGGUUGCUUGAUCGUCUCUAUUAACUAUCGUUUGGCGCCGGAAAACCCACUUCCUGCUGCUUAUGAAGAUGGGGUGAAGUGUCUCAUGUGGCUAAAACAGGAAGCACUAAAGGGGUGCAGUGAAUGGUGGUCUAAACAGUGCAAUUUGUGUAGCGUCUUCUUAGCCGGUGAUAGUGCUGGUGCUAAUAUUGCACAUAAUGUGGCAACGAGACUUAAUUCAAAUAAUCUUUACCCUUUGACUCUUAAAGGUACUAUCUUAAUACAACCGUUUUUCGGAGGGGAAGCCCGUACAAAUUCCGAAAAGAAUAUGGUCCAAUCUCCUCGCUCUGCCCUCAGCCUACCAGCUUCGGAUACAUAUUGGCGAUUAGCAUUGCCAUGUGGCACCAACCGUGACCAUCCAUGGUGCAAUCCAUUGGGAAAAGGGUCAGCAAAAAUGGAGGAGAUGAAGCUUUUGCCUACCUUAGUGUGCAUAUCAGAGAUGGACAUAUUGAGAGAUAGGAACCUGGAGUAUUGUGCUGCCUUGGGUAAAGCAGGAAAGAAGGUGGAGCAUGUUUUAUACAAAGGUGUUGGCCAUGCAUUUCAGGUUCUUAGCAAGUCUCAACUAUCACAAUCUCGAACAAAUGAAAUGAUAGCUCGUGUCAAGGCCUUCGUUAAUCGGUGAUUAUGGUCUUGUGUAAAUCCAUUUCCCAACUUUUUCGUUUAGUUUGUGUGCAAUUGUCCCAAACCCCAUAGCUAGUAUACUGCUGACGAGGAAAUACAUGCAGCGCACAUCUCUAAAUACUGUGUAUAUAGACAAGUAUAAUUAACAGAUAUAGCUUUAAAGUGGUGGAGAAAAGCUAUUUUUUGGGUUUGAUUGAUGGAUAUGUAUGCGGUUCAAUAGAUUUAAAAAGAACAUCAAAGAAAGACCGAUUGCACUGUAAUAAGCACUCACAUAUAAUUUUAUCUAGAGGUGACCGGCCUCAAAUUCCAUACAUUUA
Molecule: messenger RNA, 1392 nt
Organism: Gossypium arboreum
Lineage: Eukaryota; Viridiplantae; Streptophyta; Magnoliopsida; Malvales; Malvaceae
Product: probable carboxylesterase 6
Exons: 1
Coding region: 60-1076 (338 amino acids)
Molecular function (GO): hydrolase activity
Source: RefSeq, a predicted model, not a curated record